Messenger RNA from Fimicolochytrium jonesii, 501 nucleotides. RefSeq lists its product as uncharacterized. Gene Ontology annotation, molecular function: nucleosome binding. Lineage: Eukaryota; Fungi; Chytridiomycota; Chytridiomycetes; Spizellomycetales; Powellomycetaceae. The record is from RefSeq and is a predicted model, not a curated record. The transcript is spliced from 2 exons. The annotation marks the transcript as partial. Gene Ontology annotation, biological process: chromatin remodeling. Gene Ontology annotation, cellular component: Swr1 complex.
AAAAACCGUCCAGAUCGGCAACGAUUCUCCACCGUCCGUACAACCGUCCUCGACGAGACCUCGCGUCGGCGAGCUCAACAGAAACACAUCGAAGAACUGCAACAAGACAAUUUCGUUGAUGACGGGAGCCCUAGCUACUAUGUUGCCCAUCACGAAGCUGCAGCACGACUUGGGACGCUGGAUAAUCGGAAGAAGCGCGUGCAGGGUGACGAGGACUUGAUCGCUAGCGGGGUGGGACAGGCGCCGCGGAAGAAGCAGAAAAGAGGUGGUGUGAGGGCGCUGCUGCAGAAGAAGAACUUUGCUACACUGUUAAUGGACUCGGGCAUUGAGGCCAUCCCACCACCCAUACCGACGUAUUUGACUGUGUCAGCGAAACCGUCUGUGAAACCGCCAAGAAAGUUCUGCUCGGUUUGUGGAUACUUUUCAAAGUACACAUGUAUGCGAUGCGGGAUGCAGUACUGUAGUAUAACAUGUCGAGAUGCUCACACCGAGACUCGGUAA